CUCAAAUCCUAUCUCAUAGCCUCCUGGUAUGUGAACUAAUAACUGUAGCGACCCUGAAGCUGCUGAUGUCCUAUACGAAAGGACCACUUUUGUCUUUACCCAUCUUGCAGUCAUUUAGAAAUUUACAUCCAAGGCUGAGCCCAAUCUUUGGGAGACUAUUCGCAAUGUAUUCCUUGCUCUGGAUUUUCUACACCACGAGGUUUUCCCCAAGUGCGAAUCGCAUUUCCCUCGUCGCAUGGAAUCCGACAAAAUAACUACUGGAGAUGGUGUCAGAGUUUACAUCCCAUAUGUGCGUAUAGGCUGGUGUAGUCCGCGGUGGCGAA
Molecule: messenger RNA, 323 nt
Organism: Lindgomyces ingoldianus
Lineage: Eukaryota; Fungi; Ascomycota; Dothideomycetes; Pleosporales; Lindgomycetaceae
Exons: 1
Coding region: 66-254 (62 amino acids)
Source: RefSeq, a predicted model, not a curated record